Messenger RNA from Dermatophagoides pteronyssinus (European house dust mite), 2280 nucleotides. RefSeq names its product myotubularin-related protein 9. NCBI's taxonomy places the organism in Eukaryota, Metazoa, Arthropoda, Arachnida, Sarcoptiformes, Pyroglyphidae. Gene Ontology annotation, cellular component: cytoplasm. Gene Ontology annotation, biological process: negative regulation of autophagy; phosphatidylinositol dephosphorylation. Gene Ontology annotation, molecular function: protein phosphatase binding. The record is from RefSeq and is a predicted model, not a curated record.
GUUCGAAAGGACAUUUUUCUCACUCUUCUCGUCAUUCAUUUCAUUUCAUUUCGGGUGUUUUGGUUUUUCUGUUUUUUUUUCAAAAAUUUUUCUAGUUUUUUUUCAAAAUAAACGAAAAAUGAAUUAUUUAAUUCGUCAAAGUUCAAUACUAGCAAGACAAACAUUUCGUUUGAUUUCCAAAAGAAAUUUUGCCGAUGCUUCUUCAACCGGUAUGCCAUUAACAUUUUCAUCACCAUAUGAGGUAUUUUAUGGUGGUGUAGAUGUACGACAAGUUGAUGUUCCAUCAUUUAGCGGUAGUAUCGGUAUAUUACCAAAACAUGUACCAUUGUUGGCUGUAUUGAAACCAGGUGUUGUUACCGUAUUCGAAAAUGAUGGUACAGCUAAACGUUUUUUUGUAAGCAGCGGUACGGUUACAAUCAAUGAAGAUUCAUCUGUUCAGGUAUUGGCCGAAGAAGCUGUACCAGUUGAAAAUUUAGAUAUGCAAGCAGCACGUGAAACAUUGAAUAAAGCCCAACAACAAUUAUCAUCAGCAUCGGAUGAAGUAGCACGUGUUGAAGCACAAAUUGCUGUUGAAGUAAGCGAAGCUAUUAUGGAAUUUUUUGAUCUAAUCAAAACACCAAAAUUAGAUGGUGUUAUUAUGUGUGAUACAUUGCAGAAUAAAAUUGAAGGAACAUUAUGUAUAACUAGUCAUCAUUUGAUAAUAUCAUCAAGGAAAACAAUGGAAUUCAAUGAAUUGGUUCUUUUACAUUCAAUGAUUGAUGUUGUUGAACGACGACCAAAUUCCAUACAAACUGGUGGUAUAUUAGUAUUGAAAUGUAAAAAUUUUCGUAUUUUAACAAUCGAAAUUAAUGGUUGGAUUGAAUUUCUAAAUAUUGCAACAUCGAUCGAAUUGUUAUCCAAUCUAAAUGAACCUCGAUUAUUUUAUCCAUAUUUUUAUAAUCCUGAAUUUCAAUUUGUUGAAAAUGGUUGGGAACAAUUUAAAAUUGAAAAUGAAUUUGCCAAUCUUACACAUCAUAGUGAUGAAUGGCGCCUAUCAACAGUGAAUAAAAAUUUUGAAAUUUGUCGUACAUAUCCUGAAACAGUUAUCGUACCAAAAACAAUUUCGGAUGAUUGUCUUCGAUCGAUUGCACAAUUUCGUUGUUUAGGAAGAUUUCCAGUACUAAGUUAUUAUCAUCGACCAACUAAAAAAGUAUUACUACGUAGUGGACAACCAAUGGUUGGUACAAGUUCAAAACGUUGUAAAGAUGAUGAAAAACUUAUUAAUACUGUUUUGGGUGUUGGUAAACGUGGUUUUAUAAUUGAAACUCGGACAAAAAAUCUAUCACAAUUAGCACGUAAUAAAGGUGGUGGUUUCGAACUGGAAAUGCAUUAUCCAUUAUGGACACGUGUUAAUCGUAAUAUUGAUCGUCAUUCAACCCUUUUAGAUUCAUUGGGUAAACUGAUUGAAUCUUGUAUGGAUCAAACAUUAUCAAUGGAUAAAUGGCUUUCACGUUUAGAAACUUCAGGCUGGUUAUCACAUAUAAAAGAUGUUCUAAGUAGUGCUUGUUUAGUUGCACAAUGUUUAGAUCAGGAUAAUGUUUCCGUAUUGGUACAUGGUUCAGAAGGAAUGGAUUCUACUCUUCAAGUUUGUUCAUUAACACAAAUCAUCCUGAAUCCUGAUUGUCGUAAUAUUUAUGGUUUUGAAGCAUUAAUUGAACGUGAAUGGUUACAAGCUGGUCAUCCAUUCGCUACACGUUGUAAACAUAGUGCAUAUACAAUACCAAGUGCACGAACACGUGAACAAUCACCAAUAUUCCUAGCAUUUUUGGAUUGUGUUUAUCAAAUUUAUCAACAAUUUCCUUGUUCAUUUGAAUUUAAUGAAAAAUUUUUAAUUUUGUUAUUUGAAAAUUCAUAUUCAUCACAAUUCGGUACAUUUUUGGGUGAUUGUCAACGUGAACGUAUGGAAAUGAAUUUUGCUAAAAAAACCUGUUCACUUUGGUCAUAUAUAAAUCGACCAGAAAUUUUAAAAGAUUAUCUAAAUCCAUUAUAUGAACCAAAUAGUUCAAUAUUAUGGCCAUCGGUUGCACCACAAUCAUUAGAAUUAUGGAAAGGAAUGUAUUUACGUUGGAUAAUGGAACCAACAAAAUUAGAAGAAUAUCAAGAUCGUAUUGCAAUGUUGAUUGAAGAAGAAUCAACGCUGAAACAUCGUGCAAUAAAACUUCGUCGUUUAUUACAAAAUUUACAACAACAACAACAACAACCACCGAAUUGAUUUGAAAUAAAUUCUUACAUUGAAAUAAC